AUCUCCUUUAUGAAAAAAUGUAUGCCUCUUCUAUUAUAUACCUGGGUACCAGGCGUAAAUGGCUGUACUGUAAAAAUGGUUGUACUUUAAUUUCGCGAGAAAAUAAUCUUCAGAUGAACGUCCUCUGAAAACGCGUUUCCAAAUUGCAAUGUUGUUUGUUCUUCUUGCGCUCCCGUAGCUCCAUAUGGCUGCCAUAGUGACGAACGCAGCAACCGACGCUUACGAAAUCUAACAGGUGAAAGUUGUGUUUACUGAAUAAAAGACAGCAGUCAUGUCUUUUAGAGAUCUGAGAAAUUUUACAGAGAUGAUGCGAACACUCGGCUACCCUCGGCUCAUUUCAAUGGAGAACUUCAGAUCUCCUAACUUCCCUUUAGUAGCUGAAAUCCUCAUCUGGCUUGUUAAGAGAUAUGAACCUCAGAUGGAAAUUCCCAGUGAUGUUGACACAGAGGCAGACAGAGUGUUUUUCAUCAAAGCUGUGGCUCAGUUCAUAGCGACUAAAGCUCAUGUGAAGCUGAAUCUCAAGCGUCUGUAUCAGGCAGAUGGUUACGCUGUGAAAGAGAUGCUGAAAAUCACCAGCAUCCUCUACAAUGCCAUGAAAACCAAAGAGAACACCGAUGGGGAACAGAACAAUGACGAAAACAGCAAGUUCAAGUUUGAUCUGGGGUCAAAGAUAGCUGAUUUAAAGGUGGCACGUCAGCUGGGAUCUGAAAUUACAGCAAAGGGAGCGGCUCUGUUUGACCUGCUGGGGCACGAAGAGGACCUGAGAGAGAGCAGGACGGCUGCGAUAGCCCGACCGCUGGAGAUCACUGAGACAGAGAGAGCUCUGAGAGCGGCUGUCAAAGAUGUCACGGAGAGCAUCCAAAUGACAAAAGAUCUGCUCAAUAACGUAGCAUCAGAUGAGGCCAGUCUGGAGGCCAAAAUCGAGAAGAAGAAACAGGACCUGGAGAGAAACCAGAAACGCUUACAAACUCUACAGAGUGUGCGUCCAGCCUUUAUGGAUGAAUAUGAGAAGAUCGAGGAGGACUUGCAGAAACAGUACCAGACAUACGUGGAGAAAUUUCGUAACUUGAGCUUCCUGGAGCGGCAGCUAGAUGACUAUCACAGAGCUGAACAAGAACGCUUCGAGGAAGCGGAGAUGGCAAUGAAAAUGAGACAAAACAAAUUAAAAGAGGAGGAGAAGAGGCUCAUGAGGAGUGGAGCCAGAGAUGAAGACUCAGAUGUGGACAUACCAGAGGAUGAAGGCUCUGACAGUGACAUAGACGACGGACAGCAGUCCAGACCACACCACGCACGACACGCACAGAUAUCAGGUCGAGGUGGCGCUCGAUUCAUUGGCAGUAUGAGGGGAGGAGACAGUGAAGAGCCCAGAGUAAAGGAACGAGUCCAUCUAUCCGGCAGCGGCCGGAAGAAAAAGAGAAGAAAGUCAGAGGAUAGUGAGAUCGACGUAGACGAUGAUGAUGAAGAUGGUGAGGAAGAUGAAGAUGAGGAGGAAAACGAGGACCUGGAUGAAGACAAUGACAGUCUGGAGGGCUCCUCCACCAAACCUGGACGCUCAAAACGAUCGCUGGACCCACAAAUCCUUGAGGAGAGCGAUAAUGAUUUUUAAUGUGCAACCAGCAUGCAUUAAAGGAAUAGUUCACCCAAAAAUUUA
This is a messenger RNA of Sinocyclocheilus anshuiensis, 1651 nucleotides long. RefSeq names its product clusterin associated protein 1 (gene cluap1). Gene Ontology annotation, cellular component: intraciliary transport particle B; cilium; microtubule organizing center. Lineage: Eukaryota; Metazoa; Chordata; Actinopteri; Cypriniformes; Cyprinidae. Gene Ontology annotation, biological process: cilium assembly. The coding region runs from base 272 to 1606 and encodes 444 amino acids. The transcript has 14 exons. The record is from RefSeq and is a predicted model, not a curated record.